UGAGUCGGCAAGGUAGAUCAAUGGCGGGGUUAAAAAGAAAAGUGCUUGCCUUGGUAUUAAUUUCACCCAAGUAUAUAAAUGGUCAUGGCACUAUUGAUGGGUCACGGUGCCGAAGAGAUCAGAUAGAGAGGGGGAGAGAGCAGGUUUUCAGACAGAACAGCAACAGAUAACAGAGGAGACAACAUCAGGAUUCUCUAGAGUAGGCCUGUUCCGUUCUGUUCUUUAGAUUAGCAAAGAGGAGCCAUGGGAAGACCUCCAUGCUGUGAUCAAGUGGGCAUCAAGAAAGGCCCAUGGACUCCUGAGGAAGACAUCAUACUCGUCUCUUACAUUCAAGAACAUGGCCCCGGUAACUGGAGAUCAGUCCCCACUAACACAGGGCUGUUGAGGUGCAGCAAGAGUUGCAGGCUGAGAUGGACUAACUACCUCAGACCCGGAAUCAAGAGGGGGAACUUCACUCCUCAUGAAGAAGGGAUGAUCAUUCACCUCCAAGCUUUAUUGGGUAACAAAUGGGCGGCCAUAGCUUCAUACCUCCCGCAGAGGACGGACAAUGACAUAAAGAACUACUGGAACACUCACUUAAAGAAAAAGCUGAAGAAGUUCCAAGCUUCAGAUCAGACGGGCACGGCUCACCACGAUCAGCUUGUGCAGAGAAGUACUCUGGGCGACCAGCGGAGAGGCUUGGCAGGAGAUAUCACGAGCAGCAGCUCUUCCUCGACGUAUGCUUCGAGCACUGAGAACAUCUCAAGACUUCUCGAAGGGUGGAUGAGAUCCUCCCCGAAGAACAGCACCAACACCACCACCGCUUUUGCUACUACUAACAGCGGCAACUACAACCUCAAAAAUCUCGAGCUAGAGAAGGACUCUUCAAUUGAGAACGCUACAGCUUCCCUCAGCUGCUACCACCCGAAGGUCGAGCAAGAGGAGGUUUUUUGUGGAGAUCGCUUGAUUCCCCAUGAUGAGUUCGAGUCGAUCCUGUCCUUUGAGAAUUUGAACGCCAACGUUUCGUGGGACAAGUCGUCGACCUGUGACCAGAAGGUUGCCAUUGGCAGGCUGAGAUCUGAUCAUCCUCAGCAGCAGCAGGCUUCUCCUCCUCCUCCAUUGUCCUUCCUUGAGAAGUGGCUGUUCGAUGAGACAACUAACGGAGGUCAAGUGGAAGAGAUAAUGGAACUGCCUUCAAUCUUCUGAUAGUUUCAACAUCUACAAUACUUUUAUUAUUAGUAGUUUAAUUAGAACUAAGAUUAAUUAAGAAAUAAAGAAAAUCAAAAUGUUCAAUCUUCUGAUCUUUCCUUUUGCUUUGUUCUUCUUUUUUUUUUUGGGGGGGGGGGAGGGGUUCUAAGAAGUUGGGAUCUCUGUUCUUUGUUUCUUUAGCAUUGUAACUCAAUUAUUAGGAGAACCAUAUAACAUGCGAAGAGAGGACCAUGGAUGAAGUUAUGUGCCAAAUUAUCCAUGCUUCUAUCUUCAUGCGCCACUAUGUGAAAAAUCGUCAUCUAUACUGAAAUUGUAUGCCAUUUCCGUUCUAUUUCAA
Punica granatum (pomegranate) is the source of this 1525-nucleotide messenger RNA. The record is from RefSeq and is a predicted model, not a curated record. Lineage: Eukaryota; Viridiplantae; Streptophyta; Magnoliopsida; Myrtales; Lythraceae.